Gasterosteus aculeatus aculeatus (three-spined stickleback) is the source of this 2318-nucleotide messenger RNA. Its product is annotated as ADP-ribosylation factor-binding protein GGA2. NCBI's taxonomy places the organism in Eukaryota, Metazoa, Chordata, Actinopteri, Perciformes, Gasterosteidae. Gene Ontology annotation, cellular component: trans-Golgi network. The record is from RefSeq and is a predicted model, not a curated record. Gene Ontology annotation, biological process: intracellular protein transport; protein localization to cell surface; Golgi to plasma membrane transport. Gene Ontology annotation, molecular function: ubiquitin binding; small GTPase binding; phosphatidylinositol binding.
CGCCCCCCUCCCGGCCCCGCCCCCUCCCCCCCCGUAAAGAGACGCUCUCUGCUCGGCCGCCAAACUCCUCUGAACCCGCAGGAGACGGCAUGGCGACCGCUGAGGCAACGUUACAGUCAUGGCUCAACCAGGCCACCGACCCCAACAACCAGGAGGACCGAUGGGACUGCAUCCAGGGCUUCUACCAGCUCGUGGACCAGGAGGCCGGCGGGCCACAGGCAGCCAUUCGUCUUCUUGCCCAUAAAAUCCAGUCCCCUCAGGAGCGAGAGGCUCUGCAGGCUCUGACUGUUCUCGAGGCGUGUAUGAACAACUGCGGGAAGAGGUUCCACGGCGAGGCCGCCAAGUUUCGCUUUCUCAACGAGCUUAUUAAACUCUUAACGCCAAAGUACUUUGGCGCGUGGACUCCGCAGAGAGUGAAGGACAGAGUGACCGAGGUCCUGUACGGCUGGACUCUGUGGCUAAAGGACGAACCCAAGAUCCAGGAGGCCUACAACAUGCUGAAGAAACAAGGUAUCGUCAAGAAAGAUCCCAAACUGCCAGACGUCGUCAUAAUGCCGCCCCCAACGCAAAGAACCGCGGACUCUGUUUUCGACCAGGAGGACAAGGCCGCCCUGUUGGCCAGAUUGCUGAAAAGCGGCCGUCCCGAGGACCUGGAAACGGCCAACCGGCUCAUUAAAAGCACCAUCAGAGAGGAGCAGGAGAAGGCAGAGAAAGCGUCAAAGCGUGAGUCGACUCUGCAGGAGGUGGAGAGCAGCACCAAACAGCUCAGAGAGCUUCUGGGCCGGCACGCGGCCGCUGGGACCUGGUUGCAGCCGAGCGACGAGGUGAAGGCCGUGUACGAGCGCUGCGAUGGACUGAGGCCCAGCUUGUUCCGCCUGGCCAGCGACACCACGGACGACGACGAAGCUCUGGCGCAGAUCCUGUCGGCUAGCGACGAGCUAACGCUGGUCGUGAACAGCUACAAGGAGCGAGUGGGAAAGCGGGAGUGCGACCGGAGGGGAAGUGCAGAGGGCACGGAGGGUAAAAGUCACGCUCCGAAGAGUCCCUCAGAGAUCAAAAGCUACCGCCUCAUCGACCUGUCGGCUCUGGACUCUCCGCAGACGCGCAGAAAAGCCGAUUCGCCGCCGCUUUCCUCCCUUCUGGAAAGUGCCUUCCACUCGGCAGAUAAGCAGGACUUAAAUGAAUCAGAGUCAGACAAUCCGCUCUGCAAACGGACUCCAGAGACGGCGAGUUCGUAUUAUGAAGAACUUCUACAGUUCAAUGGAGCGAUUCAGAUGAAGAGCGCGGAGCAGAACGGCGGCGGCGGCGGCGUUGUGCUGAGGGCCCGUGGAUGUGAGGGGAGCGUUUGUCAACAAUCACCGUCCAAGUCGCAGAAGCGAUUCAGUGAAACGUCUGGAUAUCCGGGGCCAUCAGAGGAGAGCUCGCAGGCGCCAGAACUCCUGAAGAACAUCGUCGUUCCCAUAGAAACCAUCAAAUCUGGAAACCUCGAGCCGAUCACCGUGUACGAUCACGCCGGCGUCCACGUCUCGCUCCAUUUCGCCCGGGACUCCCCGCCGGGGCGCCCGGGCGUCGCCGUGGUCGUCCUCUCCGCCGUCAACACGUCCGCCCUCCACGUCAAAGGCUUCCUGUUCCAAGCCGCUGUUCCAAAGACCGUGUUGCUGAAACUUCAGCCCGCCUCAGCGACGAGCCUCCCUGCGUACAACCCUCUGCUGCCCCCGCCGGCCGUCUCCCAGGUCCUCCUGUUGUCCAAUCCUCACAAUCGGAGGCUGCGUCUCCGCUACAAGCUGACACUGACGCAUGGAGGCCGUCAGCUGACGGAGAACGGAGACGUCGACAACUUUCCCGACUGGACCUCUUUGAUCGGGCCCCCGGAAAACUCCUCGCACUGAAAAGGACCUUUUACCUGAAACGCUAGACGCCGAGAGCAGAGGAUCAGGGCUUCACAACAAACCAAUACCAAAGCCGUGUUCUCUUAGACGUAAGAUGAUGUGUUUUUCUGACCUCAGGAGGCUUUUAUUACUCUAGAAGGUGAGUAAACUCUAUAGCUCGUGUUCAAUGUCAACCGCUGAGAGCUGAAACUCUUCUCAUGUCUGACGCCAGUAUUUACAUGAAAAAAUGUAUUUAUUUGCUCUUGUGACGUGAACAAUUCCAGUGGCUUAAGAUGUGAUGUUUUUAGUUUGUAUUUAUGUUAAGAAUGAGGUUUUCUUAAGGAAUGAACGUUGUAUUUGCUACAUUUGCCUCCGUGAUGCAGCGAUUCCCAAAGUGUGGGCCGCGAGAGGUCAUUUUCAAUAAAUAAAUGAAAUGUUUUUAAUUUUCAA